CUUCUGCCGGUGAGAUUGGCACAGACAAACACAGACACAAACACAAAUGAACGAUGUUCGGCUGGUCACUUUAUGUAUGCGUAUAUAUGUGCAGGGGGAUCGGAGUGGCAAGACAUCGCCUCAGACCACAGCAGCCGUCACGUCGCCAUCUCUCGUCGCCGAGCCAGCAAUGGUCGAUGAGCCCCCCUCACCCUCACCCUCACUCUCGCACCUCACCGACACAGAGCAGCCAACAGACGGAGAGGACUCGCCCAUCGACACAGACCAUCGUGUGUCGGAGGACACCGGCUGCUUCCUGUCGUACUUGCUGGACGAGAACAAGGCCCUCAGAGCGCAGCUCGACACAUACGAGGCCGAGACAGAAACAAAGAUAGACAGGCAGGCAGACAGCCAGAGCUCACACCAACCAAAUGACUGUCUGUCUGUGUCUUUAGCGUUGAGCGUGAGUACAGUGCCCUCUUGUCAGAGGCCCAAGGCGAACUCUCACGGAUCGCAGUCAGCCAGCCAGAAUGAAUCAAUCACCAGACACACGCAGCAGAGACAUGGCAGCGUCAUGUGUGUGAGAGGUCGUGACUUCCUUCUUGGUUGAUGUGUGCAGGCAGAGAGAGACGCGCUGUCUCGCGAGCUGAGCCGUGAAAAGGACACGACAGAAGAGCUCACCCUCCAGUUGUCGAAGCUCAAGGAGGUCAGGUCACAACCACACACCUUCGUGUAUGCGUCUCGCUGUCUCUGUCUUUGUGUCAGUCUGCUGCUGCGAGUGCGAGUGCGAGUGCGAGUGUGUCUUCUCACGUGCGGCAUCCCGAGGUGUUUCCCAUGGCUGAUGACGACACAGACACACAGGACGGCACAUCAACAUCGUGGGAGCAGUCCUUCGACCAAGCAAUCGCAGCAUCGACCAGCCCCACACCACAGCAGCAGCAGCGGCCGAAUGGCCAAAGGAGUGAUCACGGCUUGCGUGUGAGUGAGUUGCUCGACUAUGCUCACGCGGCUGCGGCAGUGCAGACGGACAAGACAGCGGCGGAGUGGUGUGAUGUCGUGAUGCGCUACACUAUGGCGUGUGUGUGCUUUGUGGUGGGGCUGGCAGUGCUGUUGGUGCACUCAUGAGCUGUGACCACUCAAUGGAUGAAUCGAAGGGCUCCUGCCGUG
This is a messenger RNA of Vitrella brassicaformis, 1146 nucleotides long. NCBI's taxonomy places the organism in Eukaryota, Vitrellaceae. The record is from the annotation of a GenBank genome assembly.